UCAAGGCGACCCGUGAGCAGCGUUGCCUUUUCCGCCCCUUCUGGGUCGACAUGCCAAUCGCUGGCGGCGAAAGAGGCGGGCCCGGCGCGUGAUAGGCUGCAGUGGGCGCGCGGCGCGAAGGCUUUCCUCGAGGAUGGGCGGCGGGUGAAGGAGGGGAGGACGGCGAUGGCGGGAGGGCCGUUGCUCUGGGCGUCCCUGGCGCUCCUAUUGCUGGGCGGCUCAGGUGGAGAGGUGAUGCCACUUAAAGAAAACAUCGUAUAUAGAAACAAUUCCCCAAAGCAGUUUUGUUACACAAAUGACUUGAUACCAAAAUGGCAUGAUAUAUGGACAAGGAUUCAGAUUCGAGUAAAAAGCGACAAGAUGAUUCGGGUCAUCCAAGUCGAAAAUGAGGAGAAGCUGAAAGAACUGGAGGGGUUCAACAUGUGGAAUUACAUUGGUUCUUUUUUCAAAGAGAAGCUCAAUGAUACUUACAUUGCUGUAGGCCUCUACAGUAGUAAAACCUGCCUGAAAGUUGAGCCCGUCGAAUUACCCUCAAAUUACAAUGUCAUUGUUGCUCGUACAUUUGAUCCCAAGCUCUUCAUGGUUACAUUUGUGGGCCUUCUGCUGUACUUUUGUAGUGACUUGAUGAGCAGGAGCUCAUGGUUCUAUUAUUCAGCUGGCACAAGCAUCGGGGUGCUAGGUUCACUGCUCAUUGUCAUCUAUGUAGUGUCCAGAUUGGUGCCUAAGAAAAGUCCCAUCUACCUCAUGUUUGUGGGAGGCUGGUCUUUUUCCGUUUACCUCAUCCAGUUGGUUUUCAGAAACCUGCAAGAGAUCUGCAGAUCAUACUGGGAAUAUCUGCUGGGUUACCUGGUGAUUGUGGGGUGCAUCAGCUUUGCUGUGUGUUACAAAUAUGGCCCUUUGGAGAAUGAACGCAGCAUCAAUCUCCUCACUUGGGGCCUGCAACUUCUCGGCUUGCUGCUCCUCUACUUAAGCAUUCAGAUACCUCAGAUCUCCAUUGGUUUAAUCAUCAUUGCAGUCUGCACUAAAAACUUGGAAUACCCUGUCAUCUGGGCUUAUGCCAUCUACAGCAGGAAGAUGUUCCCAGCCACAGCAAAGCCCAGCCCACCACGCCUGCUCACUGAGGAGGAGUACCGAAUACAGGGGGAAAUAGAGACACGCAAAGCCCUGGAGGAGUUGCGGGAGUACUGCAGCAGCCCCGAGUUCUCUGCAUGGAAAGCAGUCUCCCGCAUUCAGUCUCCAAAGAGAUUUGCUGACUUUGUAGAGGGUGCUUCACAUGUCAUCCCCAAUGAGAUCUCGGUCCAUGAGCAGGAAUAUGGGCUGGGAGGAUCCUUUCUAGAGAACCAAUUGUUUGAAGAGGAAGGUGAGGAAAGAGAUUACAGCUUUGACGAUGAGGACUUCUUGGAUGCCUCAUGGCCCCAGAACUACCAGAAUUUUCCAGAUAGGGAUGGCUAAUAUUCAUACCAGCAGAGUGAUUGGUAUCCUUGUUGGCCUGCAGCUUUGCUGUCCUUUGGAAUACGUCUUUGUAAAGCCUGUUCUGUAUGGCAGGCCCAUCUGAAGCAAGGGACGAUCUGGAAACCAUGGCAGUGGGUAGUGUGUGCCAUUAAAGUCUGGUCAUCUGUCUCUGACAGUGAAUCAAAUGUGAAUUGAAUUGCAAUCUGGAUAUGUCAGAGUGCUGAGCAAUUGCAAAUCAGCCAGAUGGUUUAGCUGCAAGCUGUGCAUAAGGGUCAGAGAAAUGCAUUUAAGGUGGGUUGUUAGAAUCUGCUGAAAGCCUGCUACUGAUGAACUUUUUUGUCUUGGUAAAAACAAGGGCUUUAAAAAUGCCAGUGUCUAAUGUCAGUUCAGCUUGACAGAAGUAUUGUAAGUUGCAUUUCUCCUUUGUCCCUUGAAAGUGCACAGUACUGUCCUCUUAAGGCCACGUGUGUGACAUUUUUGCCCAGUCUAUUCCCCUGUACUUGUUCAUUGGGCAAAACUUGUUUAAACUAUCAGGCUUGAUCUCUCCACAGAUCUGCAUUGAUCAGGAAAUGACCCACACUGCAGAUCAGUCAAGAUUUAUUAUUAUUUUUGCUUGCAAGGAAGAUCUAAGUGCAAUGGUAUUUUGUACUUUUUCCUGUUUUGGAUUUUUUAGAGUUGCCUUUCAGUGGAAAAUGGAAGUUGAUGUUUGUUUCAGGAAGUGUGUUGAGAUCUUUGGAAACAGACAAGUAUCUAGGUCUCUUUCUCCCAUUGAACAAAUUAUUUGUUUUCUCAUGAAAAGGGAAUUCAAUCAACUUGUAGGCCUCCUAAAUAAAUCCCUCAGGGUUUCUGAAGUGUACCUUUAUUUGCACCCUGCUUGCUUAUUCAAAAUGUUGUGUUACAUGCUAAACCUGCCAGUACACAGGUAUACUUCAUAUACACUUUUUAUCACUGCCCUUGUACUUCUGCACUUCCCCUUAUGGGACAGUAGUACAUCAAUGAAGAUGUGGCAGAAGUAAAUGUGCAACAAAUGUUUACAUCAUAACUCUCCAGAACCACUGUUUGAUGUCGGGCAAGACUGAUUGACUAAUACUAGUCUUUUAGUGGGAUUUAACAUGUGACCUGUUGCUUUCAAGGACCUGCCUGUGUUCUUGUGUGGUUUGCAGCUCUGAUAUUUUAAUGCUGGUCUGCUGCCCAACUACUAAACCUCUGCUCAAAUGAGUUAUAUAGGGAUCUAUUAUGUUGCUAGCAGUGUUUUAUAGUAGAGUUGAGCAAAGAGGUCCUAAAAAACAGUUUUGACUAAGUCUAUUGCAUUCUCCCACUGCCACUUUUACAUCAAAGGUUAUUGCUGAAAUCAGGAUUCCUGACAAUACAGAGUUUAAAAAGAGUAUGUCUUCACUGCCACAUUUUCAGAUGCGGUCUCAAUAGAGACAUACAGUGAAGGCGUCCCAUUUUCAAAGUUGCUCAUCUUUUCCUACACUGGGCUGAAUCAGAUCGUAACAGAAUGGGGAAUUGUGUGGGCUUCUGAAGUCCAUUAAGAAACAUUUUACAGCCAAGUUGUGCCUUAAUUUCUUGCUUAACACUUGAUAAAGGCAAGCAAAUAUAAAAAGAGGGAAAACGUGUAGCUACCAACAAUCUUGUCUGUUCUAGCUAUUCAUUUUCACUUUUCUAGCUUGUCAUUUGAGUGUCCUUGCAAAGUGAUUACACAUGUAAUUGGUGAAACCUUCGACUUGGAGGCCAGAAUCCAAUUUAGUCCUUAAGCUGGAUAGUACCUCUUUCUUUGGUCUCAGUGGUCUCCCCUCCUCUAGCAGUUCCAAAUAUCCCUAGAAACCUGCUGAUUAUGAUUUCCCAUUCUCCCAGUCCUUCCAUGGAAGUAGAGUGCAUGUGCUCACUGCAGAAUGAUCCAGCUUAAAGUACACUGUUGGAGGGCAUAAACCAUGUAUAUUGCCCUACUGAAGAUAGAUGUGGAUGUAUUUUUUAUGAAUGGAAUGAAAAGUUACCACAAACACAGGGCUGCUGCUGAAAAUGGCCAUCCUCUGUGAAUGUGCACAGCCUAUCCAGGGCCCUCAAAUCUUUCCCACUACACCCAAAGAGCAGGGAAAGGAAGCACACAGCAUAUUGUUGAGAUAUGAAUAAGUUGUCCUAGAGGUGUUGCUACAAAACUGACAGAAGGGCAAUAGGACUGCUGAUUUUGUAAUACCACCUUGCAAGUAGUUUUGUUCAUUUUCUUUUCUUUUGUAUUAUUUUAGGGUUCAGCAGUAAAGCAAAUCACUUUUAUUGUGCGUUUUUUAUUAAAGAACCACAGAUGUUUUAUCUAACAGCAAAGUCCCUGACUUAGUAUGUUUUUUAACUAAGUAUGUUCAGUCACAAAAUUAGCAGAUUUGACCCACACUUCAUGUAAUCUGCAUAUGUAAAAUGUCACUGGUCUCUUCCACAUUUGAAACAAAUGUGAAGCACUGAAUUCCAGGACUCUGUUUAGCUGCAGCUCAUUCUGUGAAAAGGCCAGUUACUUGAUCUAUGCAAUGUAUCUUAAGGAAUAGAAGCCAUGGAUGCUUUUAUGGUGGUGGUGGUUGGGAAUAUCUCCUAACAGUGAUGAAACUACUUGCAGCUGUAAUGUUUAUGUGUUACUUGUUUCUUUCAAUUUAAUUUGUUAUAGAAGAUAAAGCUAGUAUUUUUUUAAAUUGUACAAAUGACAAUAAAUAUAUUGAGAUAUCACUCCAAUGCUUUUUA
Messenger RNA from Anolis carolinensis (green anole), 4179 nucleotides. It is a transcript of the gene nemp1, whose product is annotated as nuclear envelope integral membrane protein 1. The transcript is spliced from 9 exons. Bases 166 to 1452 code for a protein of 428 amino acids. The record is from RefSeq and is a predicted model, not a curated record. Gene Ontology annotation, cellular component: nuclear envelope. NCBI's taxonomy places the organism in Eukaryota, Metazoa, Chordata, Lepidosauria, Squamata, Anolidae.